GCUGCCGCCGCUCGGGGUCGCCUGCAGCCCCAGAUUCCCGAGUGCUCUGCUGGCAUGGCAGCCACCUCGGUGCCGAGCCCCGCGGCCAGUUAGGGGCGGCCCCCCUGGCCCAGUCCGUCGGAUCCCCCUUGACUCUGCGCCCUGGGGACGCGUCGCCUCCCAGCCGGAGGUGUCUACACGUCUGGCCGUUCAUCCGUCCGUCCCUCCAGAGGCCGGAACUGACCAUGCCCAGCGGCUGCCGCUGCCUAAAUCUCGUGUGCCUGCUGUGCAUCCUGGGGGCAAUCAACCAGCCUGCCAGAGCGGAUGACUGCAGCUCCUACUGUGACCUGGCCCACGGCUGCUGCGCUCCUGACGGCUCCUGCAGGUGUGACCCAGGCUGGGAGGGACUACACUGUGAACGCUGUGUGAGAAUGCCUGGCUGCCAGCACGGGACCUGCCACCAGCCCUGGCAGUGCAUCUGCCACAGUGGCUGGGCAGGGAAGUUCUGUGACAAAGAUGAGCACAUCUGUACCUCACAGUCACCCUGCCAGAAUGGGGGCCAGUGUGUGUAUGACGGGGGCGGUGAGUACCACUGUGUGUGCCCGCCAGGCUUCCACGGACGCGGCUGUGAGCGCAAGGCUGGACCUUGUGAGCAAGCAGGCUCCCCGUGCCGGAAUGGAGGGCAGUGCCAGGACAACCAGGGCUUUGCCCUCAACUUCACAUGCCGCUGCUUGGCAGGAUUCAUGGGUGCCCACUGUGAGGUCAAUGUGGAUGACUGCCUGAUGCGGCCUUGCGCCAACGGCGCCACGUGUAUUGACGGCAUAAACCGCUUUUCCUGCCUCUGUCCUGAGGGCUUCACUGGACGCUUCUGCACCAUCAACCUGGAUGACUGUGCCAGCCGCCCGUGCCAGAGAGGAGCCCGCUGCAGGGACCGUGUCCAUGACUUUGACUGCCUGUGCCCCAGUGGCUACGGUGGCAAGACUUGUGAGCUUGUCCUACCUGCUCCAGACCCUGCCACAGUGGGCGCCCCACAAACGCCCACCUCAGCUGUGCUUGUGCCUGCUACGGGGCCAGCCCCUCACAGUGCAGGGGCCGGCCUGCUAAGGAUCUCAGUGAAGGAGGUGGUGAGGCGGCAAGAGGCUGGGCUUGGUGAGUCCAGCCUGGUCGCCCUGGUGGUGUUUGGGUCCCUCACUGCCGCUCUGGUCCUGGCCACUGUGAUGUUGACCCUGAGGGCGUGGCGCCGAGGCAUAUGCCCCGCUGGACCCUGUGGGUACCCAGCUCCACACUAUGCCCCGGCUAGGCAGGACCAGGAGUGUCAGGUCAGCAUGCUGCCAGCAGGACUCCCCCUGUCACCAGACCUGCCCCCUGAGCCUGGUAAGACCACAGCGCUGUGAUGGAGGGGGCUCUUUAGCAGCUGCCCUCACCUUCCCACCUCAGACUGUCACCAACCCUCAGCUUUGGUGUCCUCAUCCAGGGGAUUUCAGUCUCAUACCAGAAAUAUUAUUUUUUUAAAACACAGAAUGUAAAAUAGGAAUUUUAUCAAAUAAA
Messenger RNA from Apodemus sylvaticus (European woodmouse), 1527 nucleotides. It is a transcript of the gene Dlk2, whose product is annotated as delta like non-canonical Notch ligand 2. Gene Ontology annotation, biological process: establishment or maintenance of epithelial cell apical/basal polarity; heterophilic cell-cell adhesion. The transcript is spliced from 6 exons. The record is from RefSeq and is a predicted model, not a curated record. The coding region runs from base 225 to 1373 and encodes 382 amino acids. Gene Ontology annotation, molecular function: calcium ion binding. Gene Ontology annotation, cellular component: plasma membrane; protein-containing complex. NCBI's taxonomy places the organism in Eukaryota, Metazoa, Chordata, Mammalia, Rodentia, Muridae.